CCCCUUUCCUCUUCUACCGACGAGAAUGAAGACCAUUCUCAGCAGUCAGACUGUCGACAUCCCCGACAAUGUCGAGGUGAGGUUGAAGGGGCGGACAGUGACUGUCAAGGGGCCCCGAGGCAAACUCGUAAGAGAGUUCAACCACAUCAACCUGGAACUCAGUCUGCUGGGCAAGAAACAGAAGAAGCUUCGUGUGGAUAAAUGGUGGGGAAACAGAAAGGAGCUGGCCACAGUCCGCACCAUCUGCAGCCACGUCCAGAACAUGAUCAAGGGAGUCACUUUGGGUUUCCGGUACAAAAUGCGUUCCGUGUACGCCCAUUUCCCCAUCAACGUAGUCAUUCAGGAAAGUGGAGCUAUGGUGGAGAUCAGGAACUUCCUGGGAGAGAAGUACAUCCGCCGGGUCCGAAUGAGGGCUGGUGUGAAUUGUGCAGUCUCAGCUGCCCAGAAAGACGAGCUGGUGCUGGAGGGUAACGACAUUGAGUUGGUGUCAAACUCGGCUGCUCUGAUCCAGCAGGCCACCACAGUCAAAAAUAAGGAUAUCAGAAAGUUCUUGGACGGUAUCUACGUAUCCGAGAAGGGAACAGUAGUGGAAUCGUCUCAUUAAAAGUAACAUCUGCACUCUUUGAGCGGCCGCUACGGUCAGAAAGGACAUCAGGAAGUUCCUGGACGUCAUCUAAGUCAGCGAGAAGACCACUGCGGUAGAGCAAGAUGUCAAAUAAUUGUUCUCCAUGUCCUGUUAUGACCAAUAAAGCUACCAACUUUUCCAGUCAA
This is a messenger RNA of Anoplopoma fimbria (sablefish), 771 nucleotides long. RefSeq names its product ribosomal protein L9 (gene rpl9). Gene Ontology annotation, biological process: cytoplasmic translation. Gene Ontology annotation, molecular function: structural constituent of ribosome; rRNA binding. The record is from RefSeq and is a predicted model, not a curated record. The transcript has 8 exons. Lineage: Eukaryota; Metazoa; Chordata; Actinopteri; Perciformes; Anoplopomatidae. Bases 26 to 604 code for a protein of 192 amino acids. Gene Ontology annotation, cellular component: ribosome; cytosolic large ribosomal subunit.